Molecule: messenger RNA, 1142 nt
Organism: Maniola jurtina (meadow brown)
Lineage: Eukaryota; Metazoa; Arthropoda; Insecta; Lepidoptera; Nymphalidae
Exons: 1
Coding region: 192-434 (80 amino acids)
Source: RefSeq, a predicted model, not a curated record
UGCCGCACGAUUGGUGGAGAUGCGCGCGCCGCUACCGAAUAUGGGACCGCGGCUCCAUUGAUAAAACUGCGGCGCGGGGUCGCGCGGCACCAGUCCCUUUCGCACCGGCCGCGUGAGAGGCCGUUUUCACGCUGGCGCUGUUCGUAAUACCGCUCGGCCCGUGGGCUGAGGAGCAGGUGGUGCCGGACGGCAUGGGCACCGACACGGAGCCGCCGACCGGCCCGCACCUUCUCUCGCUGGCGGACGUGGGCACACUCGGCUUCGACUGCGCGCUUAAGCCGGCGCCGGCGCCCUACGCCGGCGGCGCGCCCGCAGACCUCAACACGCCCGUCACCACGUCGGAUCUGCCGGCCUUCUUCCCGAGUCUGCUCGAACCUCCUCCUAUAUCAGGUGCGCCGACUCGCAAAUCACGCGCCGUAUCACUUCAGCCGUAGGCGGAACUCGCCCCCGUCGGUUUCCGACCGAUAACGUUGUAAAUAAACACUGCAUUUUCCGUCACUCGCCGUGAACACGCAAUCUUUUUCUGCUGCCCUGCGUAGUGUUGCAAAUAGUUAAAUAAUAAAUGAUCAUUAAUAAAGUGUUACUCGAGGAUCCAAGGCACAUGAGUGAACAAAAUGAAUUGACCGAUCGUUUGUUCAGCUGCAGUAGUUUUAUUAAACUCAGUGGUUUUAAGUAAUGUAGGUACAUGAUGGACGUAGUGAAAUGGAAAGUUCGCUAACCCGCGCUAUAGGGACGGGUCGAUACUGGAGCCGGGAAAUCUUGAAUGAAAAGUUUUCAUUGUCAUUUUGCGGCGGUUCGGUGUGCCUUUUAGCAGUGAUUGCUCCUUAGUGUUGUUAUGUGACAGUUCACUUGCAAAUCAUUUAUUUGUGUUGCCAACUUGUCCUGCCUGUGGUAAAUAUGCUUACCUACAUACCAGCCAAAAUAUUUAAAAAAAGUUAUUAAGUAUUUAAGGACUUAGGCAAUUUUGCUGUCCUCAAUUGUUAAAAUUUGAAUUGAAUAGUAAUUAUUUUCUAUAAAUGUUCAGCAAGCAAAUUUUAUCUUUUAAAUUCCUUAUUUUUAGUAUCAGCCACAAAUAUUUUUUAAAUCACUUUUCAAGCUUAGUGAGUAUUUAAUUAACCGCAAAAGUUUUGAUCAUCUUCAGA